This is a messenger RNA of Solanum tuberosum (potato), 1038 nucleotides long. RefSeq lists its product as uncharacterized. The transcript has 3 exons. Bases 1 to 1038 code for a protein of 345 amino acids. Lineage: Eukaryota; Viridiplantae; Streptophyta; Magnoliopsida; Solanales; Solanaceae. The record is from RefSeq and is a predicted model, not a curated record.
AUGGCUUAUAUGAGGACCGAAUUGGGGUUGGUGAUGAAGCAUGCGAGCGGAGGUGCGAAAGAGGUAAAUGUUGUCAAUUAUUUGACUAGAAAUCCACCACCGGGUGAAGAAUGUUACUAUGAAGAGAAUACUUAUGCGGUGAAUAAUCAGACAGGGGAUUUCCAAGCCAACGCCCAAGGUUCCAAUACGAAUAAUUAUCGUCAAGGUCAGGGAAACCAAGGUCGAAACUAUGGCAACUACAACCAAGAGGGUCAAUAUGUCCGGGAUGGGAACUACAAUCGUGAUAACAAUUACAAUCAGAACAACUAUGGCAACAGAAAUGAUCUAGUAGGACCUUAUUUCCCUCCUCAAAAUUGGGAAUCUGGUAAUAGGGAAGCUAGAGUCACUACUCGAGGGGGUAAGCAGACCAUUGAUCCACCGAUGCCAUCUGGGGUUGAAGUUGAGGUUGGUAAAGAUGAUGAUAUGAUUGAGCAACUUUCCAUCAUUGUGUCGUUGAUUGAAGUUUUGGAGCAAAUGCACGGGUAUGCGAAGUUUAUGAAGGAUUUGGUUACUACAAAACGGGCCGUGAGUUUUGAAGAUGAUAAUAAGUUGCAACAUUGUAGUGCUUUUGCUAUAAGGUCCCUUGUGCAGAAGAAGGAAGAUCCUGGGGCUUUCACUAUUCCUUGUACCAUUGGGUUGCUACAUUUUGCAAAGGCAUUGUGCGAUUUGGGUGCUAGUAUCAAUUUGAUCCCAUUGUCUAUUUACAAGAAGUUAGGUUUAGGGGACCCAAAACCAACUGUGAUGCGACUGCUUAUGGCCGACAGAACUGUCAAGAAGCUCAUCGGUGUGCUCCAAGAUGUACUAGUGAAAGUGGAGUCUUUUAUCUUUCCGACAGAUUUUGUGAAACUUGAUUGUGAUGUUGAUUUUGAGGUUCCCAUUAUCCUUGGGAGACCUUUCCUAGCUACUGGGCGCGCCUUGGUUGAUAUGGAGAAAGGUCAAAUGAAGUUCCGAUUGAACAAUGAAGAGGCAACUUUCAAUAUCUCUAGGUCCAUGAACUAG